GAGCCAUGGCGGCCAUGUUGGCAACCAAUAACAUGGGAGUUUCACGGGGCUGUUCUGAGCGUGAGACUGAUUUAUUCCAACAGUCGAUAACGUUUGGAAAUGAUUGCUGCAGGAAUUACAUUAAUUAGUUUAGCAUUAACUACUGCGAUAAAUGCAAUGCGUACUAUCAAAAGAAGCAGUUCUACACGAGUAUUGGAUGGAGCGUAGGCAAAGAGACAUGAAUUAACAGAAUUUCACUUGCAUCCUAAGAUGCAAGGGGAAUCGACACAUUUGUGUACUUUAAUGCUGUAUCGUGUAGUUACUGACUGCAGGGGCCUUUGUUUGCAAGUUGCAGAACCAUGGGAUGCGACCUUGAGCGUCUUUGACGCCUACGUGUCUGGACCAAGAGCUCGCGACAUGUGGUGUGCUGUGUGUGGAAGAAAUGUGUGGUGCGGUGGGAAGCGGAAGUUGCGAGGUGGAAGGGCAAGCACCUCAUGGAGGGAUCAUGGUUUCACUGUUCUUCUGUUCUUGAAGUCUUUCCACUGGCUGGCAGAGGACAGAGCAGAUUUUUACUACUUUGUGUGGUGUAUGCCAUAUCACAGCCCAUCAGAAUUUCCCGAAUCUGUGACACAGUUUCAUUUCCAGUCACUUACCACUGAAACUCAGGAUGGAAACUUCUCUGGGGGAACAGCUGCAAUCUCGACCGGAGAACUUGAUGUGCAUCUGUGCAAAGAAGUUGCAAUUCCAUGGCAGCAGCUUAUGUUGACCAGUCAGUGCUGCAUUGAAAUGCUUCCCUAAUUUGUUAAAAGUCCUCUUCACAUAUGCAUGGCUGAUCACUUCUUUUUUAUGAUUUAGAACACUCCACAUUUUGAAGAGUUUCUCAUGCCAUACUCUAAUGUUCUUCUGGGUUGGUGGGUCCUUUCUGAAAUGUGUGUGGAAGUUUUCAUGCAUUUGAACGUCUGAUUUUGUUUUGAAGAACCAACCAACAUGCAUAACUUUCUCCUGUGGAGUUGCUGUUUCAGCAUUUUGUCACAUGACCCUUCACAUGCUUCAUGCUGACCUGUAGUGGCAGUAUGACAAACUUCAAGUAUCUAACAAAAUAAGUCACGUGUUUUUUGAAAUGCAGUGUGAUUCUUUAUUAUGUCUUUUAUUUGUUGAAGGACUUGUGGUGUACUGUUUAGUAUUACAAUUGCUAGACCUGUUUUCUAGAUUAUAUUCUGUUAUGUAACAUAUUUAAAAAAUGUGAUCUAUGUAAUUAUUCUAAAAAUGCAUACUUUGUAAAUUCUGUGUUUAUUUUAUUAUAUCCUGGAGAAUUUUUACUUUUGGAAGUUAAUUUACUGAAUAUGAAUCAGCAUUUUCUCGAAUUUUAAUUUUGUUGUGUCAUUAGCCCACAAUUUAAUGUUUUAACCCAUUAAAUUUGUGGGAUAAUUUGGUUAUAAUGCUUCUUUCUUAUUCUUGUUGAAGUGUUGUAUUAAUUUUUUAUAAGCCCUUAUUUUUCCUACCAUAUAGGUUAUGUUCAGUUUCGUGUAAAUAAUGUUCCAAAAUUUGUCUACUUUUUCCCCCUUUUUGUUUCAGCUUUUUUGCUGUAUAUUAAAUCACUUAAACUUUCUGAUGAUUUAAAAAUUUUUACAGAUUUUUGUUGUUGUUCUUUUGAAUGUGUUCUUAAUCAGUAUUUUAAGGCCUCUUGUUAUUUAUACUUCAUUUUGUUUUCUGUUUGCUUCUUAACUAUAGAUAGAGCAAUAUGUAUUGCCUACCAUUUUAAAUUUAUAUUAUUAUCACUUUCAGUCCAAGUAUGUUGUUGCCCUUGAUUGGUAUUAUUUUCUAAUUUGUAAUGUUACAUCAGUUGUAUCUUUACUGGGGGUGUAUUUUGUUAUUAAACUUUCAGGAGUCUGUAA
Molecule: messenger RNA, 1874 nt
Organism: Cryptotermes secundus
Lineage: Eukaryota; Metazoa; Arthropoda; Insecta; Blattodea; Kalotermitidae
Exons: 7
Coding region: 250-777 (175 amino acids)
Source: RefSeq, a predicted model, not a curated record